Staurois parvus is the source of this 354-nucleotide messenger RNA. NCBI's taxonomy places the organism in Eukaryota, Metazoa, Chordata, Amphibia, Anura, Ranidae. The record is from the annotation of a GenBank genome assembly.
AGCCGAAGAUGUCGGCUCGGCCAUGUGAUCAGCUGUGACCAAUCACAGCUGAUCACAUGGGACAUGUACACAGAUCAUCAGAGCACUGAUGAUCAGUGUGCCCUGAUGAUCUGUGUAGCCCCAGCAGCGCCACCUGUCAGUGUCCAUCAGUGCCAGCUCUCAGUGCUCAUCAGGGCCCACCCGUGCCCAGGGCCCAUCCGUGCCCUUUCAGGGCCCAUCCGUGCCACAUUUCAGGGCCCAUCCGUGCCACAUUUCAGGGCCCAUCCGUGCCACAUUUCAGGGCCCAUCCGUGCCACAUUUCAGGGCCCAUCCGUGCCACAUUUCAGGGCCCAUCCGUGCCACAUUUCAGGGCCC